AUGGAUUUCAUGAUGUUACAGAGAUCCGUUCCCGGCGGGUUCAGGAUCCAGCUCCAGCCUUUUACGUGUGAGAUCAUGAAACCAGAUGCAGGUUUGCAUGUUGAUACCAGAGGGGGGGGGGGCGAGGCAGGCGUGUGGUUUCACAGCUACCGAACGGACAUAGAGCUGCGGACUUCCUGCUCGCUGCUGCCUGAGCUCACUUCAGAGGAUCUUCUCACUGACACCAGAGCAACAGCAGCUCCGACCCUCCGUCUCAUCUGCAGCACCCCCCCGGUAGCUGGAAUCAUUGAAGACAUGAACAUAUGUUAUAUCUUGGAUGGGAUCCUCAUCCUCUACGGCCUCAUCCUGACCGUCUUAUACUGCCGGCUGAGGAUGGUUCCAGACAGCCCUGAGAAGCAGCCGGUUGAGGGAGGCAUCUACGCGGGUUUGCGCUCGCCCUGUGCCGACACAUAUGAGACCAUCGGGAAGAAGCCGAUCGUCUGAUCAACAGAACGACGAUGUGAAGACGAUGCUGAGAACAAACCCACACACAUAUAUUGUAAAUUUAGUUAUUCCGCCUUGCGUCGGGCUUGUGCUUCAUCUUUCUUAAUAUAUAGAUAUAUAGAUAUAUAUUUUUUGUCUUUCUAUUUUAUUGAUAAAAACAUUUCCCAUCUUUCUGUCAUCCAUCCAUGAAAUGCUAAAGCUAUUAACUUAAGUCGUGUGCGAGAGUUUUCACUGUUUUUUACAGCAGGUUUUUAAACUAAGUUACUAAGAAAGCAGAAGUUUAUCUUUCGUGUCUGUUCAUUUGUUCCUUUUUACUUAUUAUUUAGAAAAUGGGGAAAUGUCUUAACCUCACAACUUCAAAUGAAUACAUUUUUAGUAACAACUAAUCAGCUAAUUGUUUUUUCAAUGAAUUUGAUAAAAUGUCUGAUAUGAAUGAAGAGUUAAAGUCCAGGUGACGUCUAAAAUGUUUUCCUCGGUCCAGAAUCUAAAGGAAAGAAAAGACUGAGGGAAUUUGAAAUGAAUAAACUAGACCUAGAAUGUUUUAAUCAUUAAAUAUUUUGCUGAUUGACUAAAAUCCACCUACAAAUUAAUCUGAUUAGUCCAAAUCCUGUUUGAUAGGCUUCGCAUGAUCAACACUUAGCAAAACCUGGAAUUAAAUUUUUUUGACAGUUUUUCACUCGACAAUUUUCAAUUGUGUGUAAAAUUCUGAUUUGAAAAAUCAAGCUGCUUUUCAUAUUAAAUAGUUUGAAAGUUG
This is a messenger RNA of Limanda limanda (common dab), 1237 nucleotides long. RefSeq names its product Fc receptor, IgE, high affinity I, gamma polypeptide like (gene fcer1gl). Lineage: Eukaryota; Metazoa; Chordata; Actinopteri; Pleuronectiformes; Pleuronectidae. The transcript is spliced from 6 exons. Gene Ontology annotation, biological process: cell surface receptor signaling pathway. Gene Ontology annotation, cellular component: Fc-epsilon receptor I complex. The record is from RefSeq and is a predicted model, not a curated record. Gene Ontology annotation, molecular function: IgE receptor activity. The coding region runs from base 1 to 483 and encodes 160 amino acids.